Molecule: messenger RNA, 1070 nt
Organism: Enhydra lutris kenyoni (northern sea otter)
Lineage: Eukaryota; Metazoa; Chordata; Mammalia; Carnivora; Mustelidae
Gene: TRNAU1AP
Product: tRNA selenocysteine 1 associated protein 1
Exons: 9
Coding region: 92-955 (287 amino acids)
Biological process (GO): selenocysteine incorporation
Cellular component (GO): nucleus
Molecular function (GO): tRNA binding
Source: RefSeq, a predicted model, not a curated record
CGGAGGCGCAUGCUCCCUGGCGGUCCCGGCGCCCAACUCUGGCGCCGGCUCUGGCCUCCUCUGUCGGCACGCUCUGGGCCGGGCUGCAGGCAUGGCGGCCAGUCUGUGGAUGGGCGACCUGGAGCCCUACAUGGAUGAGAAUUUCAUCUCGAGAGCCUUUGCCACCAUGGGGGAGACCGUGAUGAGCGUCAAAAUUAUCCGAAACCGCCUCACUGGAAUCCCAGCUGGCUACUGUUUUGUAGAAUUUGCAGAUUUGGCCACAGCCGAGAAGUGUUUGCAUAAAAUUAAUGGGAAACCCCUGCCAGGAGCCACACCUGCAAAACGUUUUAAACUGAACUACGCCACUUAUGGGAAACAACCGGAUAACAGCCCUGAGUACUCCCUCUUUGUGGGGGACCUGACCCCAGAUGUGGAUGAUGGCAUGCUGUAUGAAUUCUUCGUCAAAGUCUACCCCUCCUGUCGGGGAGGCAAGGUGGUUUUGGACCAGACGGGCGUGUCGAAGGGCUAUGGUUUUGUGAAAUUCACAGAUGAACUGGAACAGAAGCGAGCUCUGACUGAGUGCCAGGGAGCAGUUGGCCUGGGAUCAAAACCUGUGCGGCUGAGUGUGGCAAUCCCCAAAGCGAGCCGUGUGAAGCCAGUGGAGUACAGUCAGAUGUACAGUUACAGCUACAACCAGUAUUACCAACAGUACCAGAACUACUACGCCCAGUGGGGCUAUGACCAGAACACAGGCAGCUACAGCUACAGCUACCCCCAGUACGGCUACACGCAGAGCACCAUGCAGACGUAUGAAGAAGUCGGGGAUGACGCCUUGGAAGACCCCAUGCCGCAGUUGGAUGUGCUGGAGGCCAACGAGGAGUUCAUGGAGCAGAGCGAGGAGCUGUACGACGCCUUGAUGGACUGUCACUGGCAGCCCCUGGACACGGUAUCCUCGGGGGUCCCCGCCAUGACCUAGUCGGGACAGAGGAGCCGCGGACACAGACGUGAUGGAGACAGACUCCUUUUUUAACAAAAGUGCUGGAAGAACUUUUACCUUUUUGGAAGCGUUUUGUAAAGAUUUUAGUAAUCAA